Desarmillaria tabescens is the source of this 837-nucleotide messenger RNA. RefSeq lists its product as uncharacterized. The transcript is spliced from 3 exons. The coding region runs from base 1 to 837 and encodes 278 amino acids. The record is from RefSeq and is a predicted model, not a curated record. Lineage: Eukaryota; Fungi; Basidiomycota; Agaricomycetes; Agaricales; Physalacriaceae.
AUGUCUGAGGUCCUCCAAGCUCAAUAUCAGCCUCUUUCUCUUUGUCCUCCUAUGUCCAACGUCCAGAUAUACCUGAAGCCCCGACCCGUCUCCUCCAUCUACGGACAUUCAAAUUAUCUCCCAUUUCAAUGGAACCCCGACUUCAAAUAUGGCCCAUUCUUCGCUGGCUACGGGCCAAUCCCCCUGGACGCCACAGAGGUAUACACCAUCCACUCUCCCGACCUCUCUGCUGGGAUCGCGACCUUCCAUAACGAACUCAUCCCCAGCCUCGCCGACGCUGAGGCUGAGGUUCCUGAUCCCGACAAAACACACCGUUCUCUCUGGCCCAGCCUUCACGAACUCCAGAGGACAAAGAUGGGACCAGUGUCUCAAUUCUUGCGCAACAGUGAAAGCCAUGUUAAUAUGCUCUACCAAGGCGACCACGCACACUUUCCGCCGCCCCCAGGAGUGUCGAAGGAUCCCGAAUGGCAUAAACUGUUCUUUUCGAUCUUGGCUAGACGGGACGUCGAGCUGCUUGAUUCGGAUGUUGAUACCGAACUGGAGAUAUUCGCCUGGGCGUAUAUGCACUACAUGGUGUUCUACGUAAGCCUUCCAUGGAUCAAAUUGCGGACAGAGAUGGCUGAUCGUAAAGACGCAUAUGCCACCAAUUCCCCCUUUUCAGCUAAAGGGUCGAUGUCACUGGACGAAUUCAGGGCCGAGGCUCUCCUUUUUCCGUCAAAGUAUGUUCCCCAGGGUAAUAAUCCGGACAACGAUCGUCCCAGCACAGAUGUUCUGAUGCACUCUGUCCUUCGUCGAAGAAAUCCCUCUACAGCGCCUGAUGAUGCCGAUCUGGUUUGA